This is a messenger RNA of Phyllotreta striolata, 846 nucleotides long. The record is from the annotation of a GenBank genome assembly. NCBI's taxonomy places the organism in Eukaryota, Metazoa, Arthropoda, Insecta, Coleoptera, Chrysomelidae.
AUGAAUUCUCCAGCCAUUAUUGCCACCUCUGGUCGUAUUGUCCUUAUACAGGACGACAGUGGAAACACCCAAUACUAUUUAAAUCUUCACAACAACACAGAUAACUGCACGAACGGAUUGCCCGAUUACCGUUUCUAUCCCUACAAUUGCACCAAAUACUUAGGUUGUGAAAAUGGAACACUAGGUGUGUUCGAUUGUCCGAGGAAUCUGUUCUGGAACGAAGAAAUCAAAGCUUGCGACCUAGAGGAGAAAACCGAUUGCUCGCACAUUAUUCCCGCAGUUCCCGAUUGUAAAAAUACAACUCAAAGAUACUUCGCUUGUCCUUACGCUUGCGGCGACUUCUACGAAUGUUACAACAAAACCGCCUAUUUAAUGACCUGUCCGCCUAAAACCUUGUGGAACGAUAAAAUCAAAGAAUGCGACGACGAAAACAAAGUGGAUUGCUCUGAAAUAAUUCCUACUUCUACCAGUAGCAGCCCUACCGAUUCUCCUACCACAGCUCCCACCACAGCUCCCACCACAGCUCCUACCACAGCUCCUACCACCAAUUCUACUGCUGGUAAUGUUACCUCUAGUGAUGUUCCUACUCCAACAACCUCCUCCGCUUCACCUGAACCUACACCACGACCCGGUGUUAUAUGCCUUCCAGGAGUACGUUUCCUUCCUGACCCAAGCAGCUGCAAUAAAUAUUUCGAAUGCUCCAACGGAAUAGCCUAUGAAAUGGCAUGCAACACAGGACUAGAUUGGGACCCAGAUCUAAACACUUGCGUUGGACCAGGAAUGGUUAAUUGCUCGUGGGUUACCACUGAAAAAUAUUCUGCUACUACUAGUUUGUAUUAUCUUUAA